Prorocentrum cordatum is the source of this 603-nucleotide messenger RNA. Lineage: Eukaryota; Dinophyceae; Prorocentrales; Prorocentraceae. The record is from the annotation of a GenBank genome assembly.
AUGCACCCGGUCUACGAGCUCAAGCACCUCGCGACGUACAACAACGUGAACCCGUCCUCCCAGACCACGAUGUACGGAGAGGUGAUCCCUGCACGGGGAGGCCGCUACCAGGAUGCGGGGAUUGGCGGAUACUUCACGCACGAUGCGGUGGUUGACUCUGCAAGGAGCAUGAGCUUCAAGAUGGGGGACCUCUACUGCGUUGCUCCGAUCAUCAGUCCUGGGUGCAAUGCGAGCUGCGGCAUGGACUUCUGGGCCGUGGGCGUGAACUGCUGCUCCGAGGCGGCCGCAGACUUCCGGUGCGGAGAGUACAACAACCCGAAGGCGAAGAGCGGCAUCAGGAUGACGUCGGCGAGCACGCGGCCGCUAUACAGGCUCGCGGUGCUCCAGGCGGUCGGAGAGCACCAGAUCGACAGCACGCAGCAUCCGAUCUUCCUCACGUGGGUGCAGGACCCCAUCGCGGUGGUGCACGGCUGGGAGCACGGCGGCUACAAGAAGUUCGUUGUCUUGAUGUUUUGUUCCUUCGGCGUGAACGCGCUCGCCCUGUACAUGUACGUUGCCCACAUAGGGCGAAGGCUGUUCGGCCUUGCGCUGCGGCUGAAGUGA